Molecule: messenger RNA, 531 nt
Organism: Physella acuta
Lineage: Eukaryota; Metazoa; Mollusca; Gastropoda; Physidae
Product: gastrula zinc finger protein XlCGF26.1-like
Biological process (GO): regulation of transcription by RNA polymerase II
Cellular component (GO): nucleus
Molecular function (GO): DNA-binding transcription factor activity, RNA polymerase II-specific
Source: RefSeq, a predicted model, not a curated record
AUGGAGCUAUCAAAGUUUCAGAAACACUGUGGAAUUUAUACAUGUGAAAAGCCUUACAAGUGUGGUAAAUGUGGUAAAUGUUUUACAACAAAUCAUUUUUUAAACAACCACAUUAGAAUUCACACAGAUGAAUUACCGUACAGGUGUGAUAAAUGUGGUAAAUCUUUUGCAUUGAAGAGCAGUCUGCUGAACCACUUUAUAAUGCAUGCUCAACGUCAUAAGUGUGAUAAAUGUGGUAAAUUUUUCACACAAAGUAAAAGUUUACAGAAACACCAAGCAAUCCAUACUGGUGAAAAACCUUUCAUGUGUGAAAAAUGUGGUAAAUGUUUUAAACUCGUGGACUAUUUACAGAACCACUGUAAAAUUCAUUUAGGAGAAAAGCCUUACAACUGUAAGAAAGGUGAUAAGUUUUUCACUCACAUUAAAUCUGUACAGGAACACCAUAGAAUCCAUUACGGUGAAAAGCCUUACAUGUGUGACAAAUGUGGUAAAUGUUUUGUAAGGCUGACCAAUUUACAGAACCACUGUUAA